CCGUGGCGGUAAUGUUAUGGAGUUUUCUUUCCCUGGUGCAUUAGGAGUUAAAUGGAGGAAAUGUGAGCCGCGCUACAUAAUUCUGACUUUUUACUCUUAAUGAGGUUCAGUUAUUAAGAACCUGAUUAUUAAAGUAUCAGAAGCGAGAGCUGGAGAGAGCGGCGCAGAAAUGGUGGUUCUUAAAAUCAGAGAUCAGCCUCCUCUGCUCAAAGCGAUAUUUAACGUGGACCCUGAUGAGGUGCGCUCGCUCAUAUUCAAGAAGGAGGACGUGAACGUUCAGGAUAACGAGAAGAGGACUCCUCUACACGCCGCGGCCUACCUGGGAGACGCCGAGAUCAUCGAGCUUCUGAUCUUAUCAGGGGCGAGAGUAAAUGCCAAAGAUAAUAAGUGGUUGACUCCUCUGCACCGGGCCGUGGCUUCAUGCAGUGAGGAGGCGGUGCAGGUCCUGCUGAAGCACUCCGCCGACGUGAACGCCCGCGAUAAGAACUGGCAGACACCGCUGCACGUGGCCGCGGCCAACAAAGCCGUGCGCUGCGCCGAGGCGCUGGUGCCUCUACUCAGCAACGUGAACGUGUCGGACCGGGCGGGGCGCACCGCCCUGCACCACGCGGCCUUCAGCGGCCACCUGGAGAUGGUGAGAUUGCUGCUCUCCAGAGGAGCCAACUUUAACGCCUUCGAUAAAAAGGACCGGCGAGCCAUCCACUGGGCGGCGUACAUGGGUCAUCUGGAGGUGGUGAAGCUGUUGGUGUCGCACGGCGCCGAAGCCGCGUGUAAGGACAAAAAGGCCUACACGCCCCUGCACGCGGCGGCCUCCAGCGGCAUGAUCAGCGUCGUCAAGUACCUGCUGGACCUGGGAGUGGAUAUCAACGAGCCCAACGCGUACGGGAACACGCCGCUGCACGUGGCCUGCUAUAACGGCCAGGACGUGGUGGUGAACGAGCUGAUCGAGAGCGGCGCCAACGUCAAUCAGGUCAACGAGAAGGGAUUCGCUCCUCUGCACUUCACGGCGGCGUCGCGGCACGGCGCCCUCUGUCUGGAGCUGCUCGUGGGGAACAGCGCCGACGUCAACAUCAAGAGCAAGGACGGGAAAACGCCGCUGCACAUGACCGCCAUCCACGGGAGGUUCUCACGAUCUCAGGCCAUCAUUCAGAAGGGUGCCGAGAUCGACUGUGAGGACAAGAACGGGAACACGCCCCUGCACAUAGCCGCGCGAUACGGACACGAGCUCCUCAUCAACACGCUCAUAACCAACGGAGCCGACACCUCCAAGCGGGGGGUCCACGGCAUGUUUCCUCUGCACUUGGCCGCUCUGAGUGGAUUCUCAGACUGCUGCCGGAAACUUCUGUCCUCUGGCUUCGAUGUCGACACGCCGGACGACUUCGGAAGGACGUGCUUACACGCCGCGGCGGCCGGCGGGAACCUGGACUGUCUGAACCUUCUGCUGAACACGGGGGCGGAUUUUAAUAAGAAGGACAGUUUCGGGAGGACGCCUUUGCACUACUCAGCAGCGAACUGUAACUAUCAGUGCCUCUUCGCCAUGGUGGGUUCGGGCGCCAGCGUCAACGACCUGGACAACCGGGGCUGCACGCCGCUCCACUACGCCGCCGCCUCCGACUCUGAUGGAAAGUGCCUGGAGUAUUUGUUGAGGAACGAUGCUAACCCAGGGAUUCGAGACAAUCAGGGCUAUAACGCGGUGCACUACGCCUCAGCGUAUGGACAUCGGCUCUGUCUGGAGCUGAUUGCGAGUGAAACUCCUCUAGACGUGCUGAUGGAGACGUCAGGGACCGACAUCCUGAACGAUUCAGACGUACGAGCUCCCGUCAGCCCGCUUCAUCUCGCCGCGUACCACGGGCACCACCAGGCGCUGGAGGUGCUGGUUCAGUCUCUGCUGGAUCUGGACGUCAGGACGGCGCAGGGUCACACGCCGCUGGACCUGGCCGCUUUUAAAGGUCACGUGGAGUGUGUGGAUGUUCUCAUCAACCAAGGAGCCUCAAUCCUGGUGAAGGACUUCACCCAUAAACGCACGCCCAUCCACGCCGCAGCUACGAACGGGCACUCGGACUGUCUCCGGCUCCUGAUCGGGAACGCCGACCUGCAGAGCGCCGUGAAUAUUCAGGACGGGAUCGGACAGACUCCUCUGAUGCUGGCGGUGUUGAGUGGACACACGGACUGCGUUUAUUCUUUACUCAAUAAAGGAGCCAACGUGGAAGCCAAAGAUAAGUGGGGUCGCACGGCUCUACACAGAGGGGCGGUGACGGGUCACGAGGAGUGUGUGGAGGCUCUGCUGCAGCACAGCGCCAGCUUCAUGGUGCGGGACUGUAAGGGGCGCUCUCCCGUACACUUGGCCUCCGCCUGCGGUCACGUGGGGGUUUUGGGAGGCCUUCUGCACGCCGCCCAGUCCCUGGAUUCCGUUCCUGUUAUUACAGACCAUCAUGGAUACACACCUCUGCACUGGGCCUGUUAUAACGGUCACGACACGUGUGUUGAAGUGCUGCUGGAACAGGAGGUGUUUCAAAAAGCCGAGGGGAACAGCUUCAGCCCCCUCCACUGUGCUGUAAUAAACGAUAACGAGGGAGCAGCGGAGAUGCUGAUCGACACGCUCGGACCCACCAUCGUUAACGCUGCCGACUCUAAAAACAGGACGCCGCUUCACGCUGCCGCCUUCACCGAUCACGUGGAGUGCCUGCAGCUCCUGCUGGGUCACGACGCCCAGGUGAACUGCGUCGACUCGGCCGGCAAGACGCCGCUCAUGAUGGCCGCCGAGAACGGCCAGACGAACGCCGUGGAGCUGUUGGUGAGCAGCGCUAAAGCGGAUCUGACCCUGCAGGACGCCAACAAAAACACCGCGCUCCACCUGGCCUGCAGCAAGGGACACGAGACCAGUGCCUUGAUUGUUCUGGAGAAGAUCACGGACCGAAAUCUCAUCAAUUCCACCAACGCAGCUUUACAAACGCCGCUGCACGUGGCCGCCAGGAACGGACUAACGGUCGUGGUACAAGAGCUUCUGGCCAAGGGUGCGAGCGUGCUGGCUGUCGAUGAAAACGGCUACACGCCCGCGCUGGCCUGCGCCCCCAACAAAGACGUGGCAGACUGCCUGGCGCUCAUCCUGGCCACCAUGAUGCCCGUCUCUCCCGGCAGCGGCUCGGCGCCCGGCCUGGCGUUCAGCGCCGUCAACCAUUACGCCAGCCCCGCCAAGAGCGCCACCUUCGACAGCCUGCCCAUGCUGCGCAGCGGGCACAGCUCCUACUGCAGCUUCAACAGCAUCGGGCACCAGCACGGCUUCUAUAAGGACGACGAGCUGAACGACUCGGACUCGGAGACCUACUGAGAGAGUGUGUGUGGGUGGGGCGGGGGGGCAGCCUGAGCCACUGUACUGAGCCUUAAGAGUCACACACACACGGCUGGCACCGCCCCGCCCCGCCCCUCCGUCUGCCCAUCUCCACCAGCACCGGAGAUGCCCUUCUGACGCCUCUCCGUGGCAAUAAAGCUGAUCGGAUCGCCAGCGUGCGACCGCAGGACCGACGUUUUGCCGCCGUGGGCGAGGGCGGGUUUCCAAAUUGUACGUGGGCGAGGCGAGAGGCGUGGCAGAUUUAAGUGGUGCGCUGUUAACUUUUGCAGUUGCGAAUUUACACAGAGGGCGAAAAAGAUGAUUUAUUUUUUAAAACGGGAUUUUAAUACAGGUCUGUGUCAAAAAAUAAUAAUUCAAUAAAUAAUUCAAUAAAUAAAAAGAUUUUUUUUUUUGUCUAUUUUCGGAUCUGAAGUGGGUCGAGGGUGAAGAAAAUAAACAUCGUCGUGUUUAAAGCGUUAAAAGCGACGGGCGUGACUACAGUGCUCAGAAAUAAAAUAAUGCUCAUUUUUAUCUGAUGUAUUUAUUUUUAAUUUUCGCGUCUCUCGUCGUCUUUCGUGCCUUGGCGUGUUCGCCGCCCGGACGCAGCAGAGCGGGCGCGCCCCCGGAGCGAAGGGGGCGAAACACUACGUCUGUGAAAAGCACUGAAAAGCGCGGACUGAAGCGACCGGCUCCCAGCAUGCUUUGCUCCCCAUGAAGAACACUGUGGAUGUGGACACGCUGUACGCUGAAAUCUCACGUGAUAGGUCCUAUAUUUUUCUGGCUCGUAUCUAUUUUUGGCUCGGCCUCGAUUAGCUAACCUAACGGGACGAUCGGGAACCGGACGCGUCUUGGAGUCAUCCCGCUGGCUGAGCGUCGCCCGGUCGGCGUGAGGGGUGUCUGUGUAUUUUAUGGUUGAAUAAAUAAAGAAACGUGAUUUCA
Molecule: messenger RNA, 4267 nt
Organism: Trichomycterus rosablanca
Lineage: Eukaryota; Metazoa; Chordata; Actinopteri; Siluriformes; Trichomycteridae
Gene: ankrd28b
Product: ankyrin repeat domain 28b
Exons: 28
Coding region: 170-3328 (1052 amino acids)
Molecular function (GO): protein binding
Source: RefSeq, a predicted model, not a curated record